GUUGUGUGUUGUUACCUUAGCUGAGACCCACCCAAUCCUUCAAGAAGGACGCACUAUCAAGAGCAUCAAUUACCAGAUCAGUAAUGGCUGCAGUCGCUUGAAGAAUAAAGUGUCUGGAAAGUCUAAACGGGGGGCACAGUUUGUUACAGACUUUGCACCGUUGUGCAGAAUAACAUGCUCAGAUGAGACAGAGUACACAAUAUAUAGUUGCAUAAGGGGACGGCUUCUGGAGGUUAAUGAGAACAUUUUGGAAACGCCAAACCUCUUGAUAGAAAAGCCGUCCACAGAAGGAUACAUCGCCGUCAUCCUUCCAAAGUUUGAGGAAAGCAAGAGCAUCACCGAACACCUCUUGACGAGAGAAGAGUUUGAGGGCGUCGUCUCCAAACGCAGUGUGUCACAACCCUCCUCAUAGGGCAUCUAAGACUAAAAUUUUCUGGGAGAGAUUUAGUUUUUUUUCUUUAAGUAUGUUUCCCACCUUCAUUCUCCCAGUUGGUUCAAGACAAAGACUGAGAAAAUGGACUGAAUCCACCUCCUGAGGAGAAGCUUUUGCUAAAGAAGCACUUUGCCUUCAGUUUUUCUCCCAAUUACAAAGACUCCAGAGUUUUUUUGUUUUAUGUCCCAAGCUUCAGAAAGCUCUAAUUUAGAAUGUAUGUUAUUAUAAAAGAAGAAAGAAUGAAGUAUUUUUUUUGUGAAGUACUAUACAUUAUUUGCAGAUGAUAAAAAUUU
Cyprinodon variegatus (sheepshead minnow) is the source of this 726-nucleotide messenger RNA. RefSeq names its product family with sequence similarity 206 member A (gene abitram). The record is from RefSeq and is a predicted model, not a curated record. Gene Ontology annotation, molecular function: actin monomer binding; actin filament binding. Lineage: Eukaryota; Metazoa; Chordata; Actinopteri; Cyprinodontiformes; Cyprinodontidae. Gene Ontology annotation, cellular component: lamellipodium; nucleus; filopodium tip. The transcript is spliced from 4 exons. The annotation marks the transcript as partial. Gene Ontology annotation, biological process: regulation of actin filament polymerization; dendrite morphogenesis; regulation of filopodium assembly.